AGAAGGAAACUGUUUUAAAUAUUAAUCAUGGUCGCGUGCUCUUACAAAGUCCCUUGUCCUCUGCCUAGGAACUACUGCUUCUCCUUCAACUCAAGGAGGCACAAGCUUCUCCCAAGUACCCGCUUUGCGUCUCGAAAACCAUUUAAUCCAUCCAUCUUUUGCCUCAGAAUUGGAGUUGAAAAUAUUGCAGAAAUCGCCCAGAACAAGGUCUUGGUUGCAGCAGCUAUUUCUGGGGCAAUUGGGCAACUUUCCAAACCUUUCUCUUCUUCUCUUCUUUACGGCAAAGCUGUUGAUUUUAAAGCUGCUGUCAGCCCUGGUGGAUUCCCUUCCACUCAUUCUUCAGGGGUUGUGGCAGCUGCAACUUCCCUUGCCCUUGAAAGGGGUUUUUCAGAUUCAAUAUUUGGGAUGGCCGUAGUUUUCGCCGUCCUUGUCAUGUAUGAUGCCCAGGGUAUAAGAAGGGAAGUAGGCAACCAUGCAAAGGUUUUAAACAGGAGACUGCUAGAGGCCCCACAAACCCCAAUUCCCCGCAAAGAAAAGGACAAUGGUGACCUGAUUAAUUCUAAACCUGGAAAAUCUUCCAUAAAAUCGGAGAGCCUUGCUCCCCUCAUGUCAUCAUCUGAGAAUGGAAGUCCUUCCAUAUCAAACCCAGAAGAGACUUCUGCUCCAUUCAGAUCAAAGAACACAACUGCCAGAUCAAGUACAAUGCUUUCAAUGAGCUUAACAGCUGCGAGCGAGGAGUCAUCAGCCAAAGCUUCUAAUAGUUACAUUCCAUUGAAAGAGUCAAUCGGGCACACAGAGGUAGAAGUUGUAGCUGGUGCUUUGUUGGGUUUUCUUGUUAGCUUAGCUGUCCAUUCUUUAUUGUAAUGUAUACUAUAACCAAUCUCCAAACCAUAUAUAUUUGUUUUAUAUGAUUCAUCGCAUGGUCAUGAUCAU
Molecule: messenger RNA, 933 nt
Organism: Telopea speciosissima
Lineage: Eukaryota; Viridiplantae; Streptophyta; Magnoliopsida; Proteales; Proteaceae
Exons: 5
Coding region: 28-864 (278 amino acids)
Source: RefSeq, a predicted model, not a curated record